AUGACUCACCUGUUUCUCACAGGUGAGUUUGCAUCAGAUAUCUGGCAGAUAUUUUCAUCAGCAGCUGGAGUACAAGGACCAGUUGUGCGGAUUAAUCAAACAGUUUCUAAAUGGUGGACAGAAAAAUGUGGAACUCAGUUGAAACCUAUCUAUCAGGCUGCUCCUGCAAUCAUACUAUGGCAGAUAUGGAAAAGAAAGAACACUAUUAUUCAUGGAGGAGUUAUGUCAAGAAAUAAAGUGAUAUUUGAUAUCCACAGGAAUUUAUGGCAGCUGGCAAAGUCCAAGUUCUCAUGGUUAGAUAUCCCUCACAGUUGGCCUCUUUUGGUUCAGUUUUUGGAAAAGUAUAAACCACAAGUAACAAGCAAAGCAGUAGCAUGGAAUUUUCCUCCUAAUGGUUGGUAUAAGUGUAAUACAGAUGGGGCAUACAAGAGCAGCACAGGUCAAACUUCAUCAGCAUUUUGUAUCAGGAAUAGUGAAGGAAACUUAAUGCAUGCUUGGGCAAGCAUUAUUCCAGAUGCAUCCUGUAUUGUUGAUGAGGCAAGAGUAAUUCUUGAGGGGGUAGAAUAUUGUGUUGCAAAUCAAUUGUUUCCACUAAUAGUGGAAACAGACUCACUCUUGAUGACAAAGGUUUUGAGUGAUGAAUGGGAGAAACCUUGGAGGAUUUGUACUUUCCACACAACAAAUUAUCAGGAACUUCCAUUAGUGGCUAAAGAAAUUCUAAAUGCUGAUAAACAUAAUAUGCCUAGCUUCAGAUUCAAGAAACAGCAUGUUAGAGAACCAGACUGA
Molecule: messenger RNA, 786 nt
Organism: Lycium barbarum (goji berry)
Lineage: Eukaryota; Viridiplantae; Streptophyta; Magnoliopsida; Solanales; Solanaceae
Exons: 2
Coding region: 1-786 (261 amino acids)
Molecular function (GO): RNA-DNA hybrid ribonuclease activity; nucleic acid binding
Source: RefSeq, a predicted model, not a curated record